This is a messenger RNA of Anneissia japonica, 2332 nucleotides long. Its product is annotated as adhesion G protein-coupled receptor L2-like. Gene Ontology annotation, biological process: adenylate cyclase-activating G protein-coupled receptor signaling pathway; cell surface receptor signaling pathway. Gene Ontology annotation, cellular component: membrane. Gene Ontology annotation, molecular function: carbohydrate binding; G protein-coupled receptor activity. Bases 223 to 2136 code for a protein of 637 amino acids. The transcript is spliced from 17 exons. The record is from RefSeq and is a predicted model, not a curated record. Lineage: Eukaryota; Metazoa; Echinodermata; Crinoidea; Comatulida; Comatulidae.
AUUGUCAAUCGGAUUCGAGCAUUUAUAACGAAGCCAGGAAUACAUUGUCGUUUUUUAAAACGACGGCGGAUCCACCAUUUUUCAAACAGGGCACAGCAGUUUCAGAAGAAGGAAUUUACAAGAAAUCACAAGUAAUCACUAUCAGGCCUACUCAGAUAACGGAGCUUUGCUACACAAUGUAUAGUUACAAGACUUAUAAUGUAGACAGAGCAAUGGAUCGAAAUGUUGCUUAAUGAAUUGCUGUUAUGUUUGCUUGUCCUACUAACCUUCCUUGGAAUCCAAGCUAAAGGUUCAAAAAUCAUAAUUUGUGAGAACGAUGUAGGAACAUUGGAGUGUAACUGCAUGUACAAGAUACGUGUGCUCUCUGCAUUAUAUGGUCGAAUGCAGCCAGGUAACGUAUACUGCCCUCACUCUAGCAUAGUUACAGUGGGAUGUUCGACCGACGUGCUUAUAGCGAUCGCAUCCACGUGCAAUGGUACGAAGACGUGUACCAUACGUGCUUCUAAUGUAUAUGAUGAUCCUUGUCCUGGUACCUUCAAGUACAUGGAAGUGGAAUAUGAAUGUUUGAAACCUGAAGAUACGCUUACUAUUGUGUGUCCCGACGACGUCUUUGAAUGUGCAGAUACAUUACUCAAUGUUGCAAAAAUAACGUGGAAACCCGCCCAAGUUGUUGACGCCAUGAGAAGAAAGCUUGAAACAACGCACAGCAUAUCUAAUGGAUCUUUUCUUUCUACUGGAGAAAUAUUUAUAAACGUAACGACAAAUGACUCCGGCUGUUACGACGUUGCUUCCUGCUCAUUUAGUGUUUUUGUCGAUGAAGGUGUGGUUGCUUCACUUAACAUCGAUGAUCCAGACCAUCCUUAUUCAAUUGCAUUUGACAACAUUUCCAUUCAUCUUGGCUUCAACUACACAGGCCAAUUAACAGUGGUGGCGGUAUUUUGGGAAUAUCCUUUCUUACUCACACCCCAACUUACUGAGAAUGUCGAAAGAAACGUGUCGUAUUAUCUUAAUUCAGGAUUGCUCUCUAUAGCAACAUACCAUGAAGUCGAUGGAGAAAUUAAUCCUACGAGCGUUGAAUAUGAAAUACAUAUGUUGAAGGCUGAUGAAAUGCUGAUCGAAUCUCUGAAGUUGAGAAAUAUUAAUCUUGCGGUGGUGUGUGGGUUCGUCGACCUUGAAAUGCAGGAAUGGUCAACAUCAGGUUGUUACGUUGUCUACGUCAAUGAUACGAAGGUUUUAUGUAAAUGUAAUCACCUGACAAGCUUCGGCAUUCUAAUGCAGGUUACGUCAUACGAGCCAAAUUCACAGCAUACCAAGGCUCUGUCAACGCUGACCAAUAUCGGUUUAAUACUGUCUAUCACUCUGCUAAUUAUCACUGAAAUUGUAUACAUGAUAAACAAAUCAUUGUGGAAGUCUCUUCGGAACAACAUACAUAAGAACUUGAUUGGCAACAUGCUUGCCUUCUACGUCUUGUUUCUAGUUGGAAUCGACAAAGUUGAUGACACGAAGAUUUGUAAGGUCAUCGCGAUUUGCCUGCACCUUCUCCUGAUGAACAUCUUUUUCUGGAUGCUUGGAGAAGCUGUCUUUCUUGUAUUUAAAGUAAUCUACACAACGCCAAGUCCACACAACAAAUUGAGAAAUUACAUGAUCUGUUGUUAUAUAUCAUCAAUUAUCAUAAUUGUACCUGCUGCUACAUUCGCAUAUGAUUUAUACGGAAAUAAUGAUUAUUGUUGGCUGGACAAAGACCUCUCAUGGAUCAUUGUUGCUCCAGCUUUAAUAAUUAUCGUGUUUAGUAUGACGGUGCUUAUUAUCAUGGUUCAUAUUAUCUAUCGUCGAGCUGGAACAAACGUGCAAGCAUCGGAAAGCAAAAAGCAAGACUACAAACAGCUUAAAAAAUCAUUGAAAGGGACGCUCUUUCUGGUUCCUAUUCUCGGUGUAACAUGGAUAUUCGGACCUUUAGCGGUAAACGACGACACCAUCUUUAUGGAGUACAUUUUUGUGAUAUUGAACUCUUUGCAGGGCGUGUUCAUAUUCAUCGUGUAUUGCUUGCUGGACAGCGAGGUACAAACACACUGGAAGAAAGUAGUGGGAAAACGUCAAAGUCAAGUUCACACGACUAGUAUUACUGCUACAAACUAAUCAUGAUUAACCGUAACUGAAACUUGGUUAUUUUAUUUGAAAGUGUUGUUGGAUUAAGAGUAAUCUAGUGACGUAACAUUUGUUAAAAAUCGAAUAAAAUGGCGCCUACUAUGACUAUAAGAGUUUAAAAAUUGGAACCCAUUUCCGUUUUGUUUGCACUAUCUAGUUAAAGCGUUUUCACAAUCAAGUUAUUCCU